AUGGCCACCAACGGCGAGAAGAACGGCGUGAGCGGCGAGAGACCUCGCAUGCCGCCAGUCUAUAUUGUCGCUGCUGCUCGAACGCCGGUUGGCAUGUUUCUGGGGUCACUUUCGUCGCUCACUGCUCCUCAACUCGGAGCGCAUGCCAUAAAAUCUGCUUUAGAAAGAGUACCAGAGAUCAAGCCCUCAGACGUGCAAGAGGUCUUCUUCGGCAAUGUCUUGUCCGCAAACGUGGGCCAAAACCCUGCACGUCAAUGCGCCCUGGGUGCCGGCCUCGAGAACACCACCGUCUGCACCACCGUGAACAAGGUUUGCGCCUCCGGCGUCAAAGCCAUCAUACUCGGUGCCCAGACCAUCAUGACCGGCAAUGCGGACAUCAUCGUUGCAGGUGGCGCCGAGUCAAUGUCCAACGCACCCCACUACCUUCCCACCAUGCGAACCGGCGCCAAGUUCGGCAAUCAGACUCUCGUUGACGGCGUUCUGCGUGACGGCCUGUCAGAUGCCUACGGCAAGCAAGAGCACAUGGGUCUCCAGGGAGAGGAAUGUGCGUCAGAUCACGGCUUCAAUCGGGAGCAGCAGGACGAGUUUGCAAUUCAGUCGUACCAGCGAGCACAGGCUGCACAGAAGCAAGGACUAUUCGACUUCGAGAUCGCACCCAUCGAGAUCCCAGGCGCGCGAGGCAAGCCGGGCGUCACGGUGGACAAGGACGACGAGCCCAAGAACCUGAACGUCGACAAGCUCAAAUCGAUCAAACCCGCUUUCAUUCCCAACAAUGGCACCGUCACAGCACCCAAUGCAUCCCCGCUCAGCGACGGCGGCGCCGCGGUCGUACUCGUCUCUGAAGAGAAGCUGCACGAGCUCAAGAUCAAGCCUCUGGCCAAGAUACUGGGAUGGGGCGAUGCAGAGCAGCAACCCAGCAAAUUCACGACGAGUCCCGCGCUGGCGAUCCCGAAGGCACUCAAGCACGCCGGUGUGAAGCAGGAGGACGUGGAUGUGUUCGAGAUCAACGAGGCCUUCUCCGUGGUAGCCCUCGCAAAUAUGAAGCUGCUAGGGCUGAAGGACGACAAGGUCAACAUCCACGGCGGCGCUGUGGCGAUCGGUCAUCCCCUAGGUGCCAGUGGUGCGCGAAUCGUGACGACGCUGUUGGGCGCGUUGAAAGCGACCAAGGGCAAGGUUGGCGUCGCGGGCAUCUGCAAUGGCGGCGGAGGCGCUAGUGCGUUGGUGAUAGAGAGUCUGCUGUAG
This is a messenger RNA of Cyphellophora attinorum, 1242 nucleotides long. Its product is annotated as Acetyl-CoA acetyltransferase. Gene Ontology annotation, biological process: ergosterol biosynthetic process; fatty acid beta-oxidation. The transcript has 3 exons. The record is from RefSeq and is a predicted model, not a curated record. Gene Ontology annotation, molecular function: acetyl-CoA C-acetyltransferase activity. Lineage: Eukaryota; Fungi; Ascomycota; Eurotiomycetes; Chaetothyriales; Cyphellophoraceae. The coding region runs from base 1 to 1242 and encodes 413 amino acids.